CACAACAAGUUAGCAACAGCUGAUCGCGCAAACGUGUAAAAAAAAUUUUACCUAUUCAUCAAGUGAAAAAUUAAAGCUGGUGGUCGAAAAGAACGAAUUUAAGGCAAUAGUGAGAAAAAAGGAUACGCCAAGAUGGUAAACAUCACGUUACCCGAUCGAGAGGAGAGGUUGGAGCUGGUGGGACAGCGCAUCAAGAAUCUUGGAAUCUAUUUCAAGAUCUCCGAUGACGUCGAUCCGGUUCAGAUUGCCGAAUUGUCCAAAAAUUUUACGGAAGACGAGCUGUGCCGUUUGGUGCGUGAGGCAGCCAGUUGGGCAAUGACUCGAUCCCUUGAAAGAAAUCCUGAUGGCCUAAAGGUUACCCAAGCGGAUUUCUUGCAAUCUCUGAGGGCCAUUAAGCCGCGAUUUGGUGUACAAACGGAGAGGCUCGAAGAGAUGAUGCCAGGCGGCUUCUUCGAGUCGGUACGCCCGGCUCAGCAGGCAGAGACCAAGUUAAAUGAUCGCGACUUUAAGUCUGUUAAUAAUAAGGUGUCGAACUUCCAGACCCUUAUAUUUUUGGCCAAGCACUGGGGCUCAGUUCAGGCGUCUGAAAUUCGUGUGAACGGGGUGAUCAAUCGAAGGCGUCUCUUGCAUGUGGAUUUGGUAGAGGAGGCAGCAGGCUCCAGCAAUGGGAAUACGAUAGCUCGGCCGAUGGAAAACAUGUGCAAUGCCAACGAUACGGAGAUGAUGAACAUUUUGCAGUUUGAGGAGGACAAGUACGUCGCCGAAUUACUGAUGAACUCUCAGCGGUUGUUUGCGGAACAUGGCCCCGUCCAGGGCCAAGGAUUGAUUUGCCAGCUGAUCGAGGGUCCUUCGAAGUCUGGAAAAUCGGCAAUUGCGGCUCGUUUCGCCCAGAAAAGUAAUGUGCCCUUUGUAAAAGUCAUCUGUCCGGCGGACUUGCUGGAAGCCAGUGUUGCCGAAAAAUGUAUGUACAUUCGCAAGCUUUUGGAGGAUGCAUGUGUCUCCCAAGACAGUAUCGUCAUUAUCGACGAUUUGGAACGCCUGCUGGAGUAUGUACCCUUGGGAAGGAGUUACUCAAACGAGGUACUCCAGACGCUAAUGGUGCUCUUAAAGAAGCAGCCGCCCAGAGGUCAUAGACUGCACAUCCUGUGUACUUCCAGUCGUCGUGACGUCCUAGAGGAUCUGGGAAUGCUGUCAGUCUUCACAUCGGUGAUCCACGUGCCGAAUCUCUUUGGACCGGAUCAGAUACUAUCCGUGGCGGAGGCUUCACAACGCUUCGAGCGAGAGGAACUGUGUGCCAUAGCGACUGCCAUCGUGGACAAGCCCAUCUCAAUUGGCAUCAAGCGCCUGCUGGACCUCAUCACCUGGGUGAAUCCCCUGAAGCCGGGGCGCCGGGUUGUCAAGUUCCUUGAGAAAAUGGGGUCUGAGAUGGGAUGGGAGAAACCAGUUGAUUAACUGGGAAGACAAUUUUAAAUAUAAAAUUUGAAUAUAUUGUUAGUUUUAAGAACAAACAGCCUUGUAGCCUUAAAAAAAACUUGCAUUUCAAAUGUAUUAAUUAUAUUUUUUAAUCAUUGUCUUUAGACAAAAAAUGAGCAGCCAGCUCAGAUAACCAAUGUAUCAUAAUUUAAGAAAUAUUUACUCGUACAAUAAAAUGUUUAUAAUCUAAAA
This is a messenger RNA of Drosophila kikkawai, 1665 nucleotides long. RefSeq names its product vesicle-fusing ATPase 2. Gene Ontology annotation, molecular function: ATP binding; ATP hydrolysis activity. NCBI's taxonomy places the organism in Eukaryota, Metazoa, Arthropoda, Insecta, Diptera, Drosophilidae. The record is from RefSeq and is a predicted model, not a curated record. Gene Ontology annotation, biological process: Golgi to plasma membrane protein transport; SNARE complex disassembly; intra-Golgi vesicle-mediated transport. Gene Ontology annotation, cellular component: Golgi stack.